Molecule: messenger RNA, 6751 nt
Organism: Schistosoma spindalis
Lineage: Eukaryota; Metazoa; Platyhelminthes; Trematoda; Strigeidida; Schistosomatidae
Source: the annotation of a GenBank genome assembly
AAGUGUUUGACCUUAUUGAUACUAUGACCACAUUUGAUUUUGGUGAAACUCCGAAAGACUAACAUGUGUUUGCGGCUUUCAAAAGCCUGUUGUGAAAGUUUUGUGGUGUUUUGGUAUUAUUAAAGGCUCCAUCCUUAAUUCUAUGGUUAACUACAUUAUUUUGUUAGACGUUGGGUGUGUUAAUAAUCAUACUGCUUUUGCAAGAUAAUGGCGAUGCCGAUCAAUUCAGCCUUGAAAUUAAAACUGGAUGAACUAUUUCUGAGAUGGCUCACGGAUAGAGCUACUCAGAAGGUACUACGAGAGAAUUUAAUGCAAGUAAAGGCAGGACAAUCUCUGGAAGCAAUGCUUGCACUGCCUACGGGAAUAGUAGUUGGGCCAAUGUCUGCAUCGUUCUACGGAUGUCUCUACAGUCCUAGUUACAGUGAGUCCCCUUGCUUAAACCUAGACGGUUCUUACAAUAACGUUUCUUCGGCCUUCACAUGGGGCGGGACAAUUAUAUCUCCACGUCCAAACACCCCACCAUACUUUCCACAGCCUCCUUUCUCGAAGUUGUACAGUCCUCGCUCCCCUCGACGUCAUGCCUGUACAUCGAGUGGUCUGUCAAUCCAGAUUGUGAAAAGCUCUGUUGAACAACCACAUACCGCAAAUGAUAUAACGUAUGAAAACAAAUCCAAACAGGAGAAUGGAGUAAUAACUAUUUGUCCAAAAGUUACACCAAACUCUGAGAAUCAACUAAGUGUAGAUAAUGAAACAAAACAUUCAUCCCAGACUACUAAUACCACUGCUACGAAUAAACUUUUAAAUCAUGAUGCAGACACUGAUGAUAUAAGCAAAAUUAGAACAAAUAAAACAACUCUACGAACAAAUGAUCGAAAUGGAUCAAAACAACACACUCCUACCGUUGUUUCAACACCAUCAGCAUAUAAUUGUCCUGCUGAAAGUAAUAAGCCAGAUGUUGAUGUGGUCGCAAAUCAACAAUCUCAUGAUAAUCAUCAUGAAGUUAAUAAACAUCAUCGUAUUCAUUCCUCACAAUCGAAUAGUCUUGUUAAUUCUGAUGGUGUUCUUGAAGAUGUCAGAUCUUUAAUAAGUAAGGCAAAUGUACCUAAUCAUACAGAUUCUACAUAUUCAUCGUCUAUGGAUUCUACUUCAUGUGUUCAAAACCAAGGAUUUGCCAUUCUUUCUUCUCCAACUCGAAUACAUAAAGCAUUGCCAGCAUUUCAUUUCCCACUUGGGACUACUCGAAUGUCCAGCGAGGAAAUUAACACAGAAUUAGAACGUGUUAAACAAGAACUUAACCAAUUUAUUGAUUCAUCACUAAAUUCCGGGAAAUAUUCUGAUCCGUUAAUUUCUCAUUCAUGUUUUGGACAAGUUGCAAAGGUACUUAACUGUCCACUUUAUUGGAAACAUGCAAUUUAUAUGAAUGCUGGUGGUACAUCAGAUCGACAACCAGUCACCUUGUCAAACUUAUUGAAAUCAUGGUCUCAUACACUGAAUACUUGUCCAGAUGAAGCUUCGAAAUUUAUUCAUCUACUUACACGUGGACGAGCAACCUUUUUAGUACAAUCUGAUUUUAAUACACUCAUACAAGACAUUUUAGAGAGUCAUCCUGGUUUAGCGUUUUUAGAAGCAGCGAAAGAUUUUCAUUCCCGUUAUGUGGCAACUGUUGUAGCACGUAUCUUCUUCAAUGUGAAUAUUUCAUGGUCUGGUCGUAUUUCUUUAGGUGAAUUAAGACGAAGUAAUUUUCUUCCUGUAUUAGCCAGUCUUGAAAAUGAAGAUGAUAUUAAUUUGGUGACACAAUAUUUUUCUUAUGAACAUUUCUAUGUUAUUUAUUGUAAAUUCUGGGAGCUAGACGAAGAUCAUGAUUUGAUCAUCAGUCGAAGUGAUUUAGCACGACACAAUAAUUAUGCUAUCUCAGAGCGUAUGAUAGACCGAAUAUUUAGUGGAGCUGUAACAAGAGGAACAGCUUUUAAAGAAGGUGUUAUGACUUAUCCAGAUUUUGUUUGGUUUCUAUUGGCUGAAGAAGAUAAACAUCAUCCUCGGAGUAUUGAAUAUUGGUUUCGGUGUAUGGAUCUAGAUGGUGAUGGUCUGUUGUCAAUGUAUGAAUUAGAAUAUUUCUACUCGGAACAAUUAGCUCGAAUGGAAGAAAUGGGGAUUGAACCUAUAUCAUUUGAAGAUUGUUUAUGUCAAUGUUUGGAUAUGGUGAAACCAGCACUUACCGAUAAAAUUCGACUAUCAGAUAUGAAACAAUGUCGUCUAUGUCAUAUAUUUUUUGAUACAUUCUUUAAUUUACCAAAAUAUUUACAACAUGAACAACGUGAUCCGUUUGCUAAUUUACGUGAUAUUGAAGAAGGACUUAAUGAACUAUCUGACUGGGAUCGUUAUGCAGCUGAAACCUAUGAAAUGUUAGUCAAUGUUGAAGGUGGUGGUAAUCCAGAUGAUGGAGUUGAUGAUGAUGAAGACGAUGACGAAGAGGAGGAUGAAGAAGAGGAACAAGGUGGAACAAUAGGUGAUGAAGAAUCUGGGAGUAAUCAACAACAGAAAAACAACGACAGUAACAAUCAAAUUUCUCCCACUUCAACUGUUAUUUCAUUAGUAAAUAAAAAUGAUAAAAUCAAUCGAAAAGAUAAUGUUGGAUCAUGUGGAUUGGCUAAUAAACUUGAGUCAAUCGGUAAUAGUGAAUUAAUCAAAUUGGAAUCAACUGUUGGAGCUGGGGAGUGAAUGAAUCGUCUACAUUUAUGAGUUAAAGUUGGGAAAUUGGAAUUGAUAAAAAACAAAAUCAGCAUUUGCGUAGGAAGUUGGGAUAUAUCACCCCAUCAAUCGAAUUUCUACCCGAUCUUAUCAGUCAACAAAUAAUUUUUAAUAACCGAGUGAUAAGUAAAUAUUUGUGAACAAUUGAGAGGGGAUGUUCCAUUUAAGUUUUUCUCAUUUUGUACAAAAAGAAGCAUACAAAUUCAAUUUUUCCAUCAUUUAAUAUGUUCCCCACAUCCAGCUCUUAAUUGUUUUGUUUUGUUAUUAUUGACUAUCAUUUUCGGUUGGCUUUAUAGCAUGCUCAAUUUCUUUAAGAUAUUUUAGUCUCUACAGUCCUAUACAUCUUAUUGUAGUUUUUUCUAUGUCUGUGAUAACAAUUUCACUUUUAAGGAGAAUUUAAUCUCUUCAAUGUUGAUUUAAGAUUGCCAACAAAUUCUUUUAAAUCUCUUGAUUUAAACUUUUCAUUUACAUUCGACGUUAGUGAUCAGAUUGUUGUCUUUGAUUCUCUAUCGUUUUCUGUUCCCUAAGAUUUUAAAUAUGUGUAUACUAUUAAUCUUGGUGAUUGUAUGUAUUAGCGAUUAAGAAAUUCAAAUUAGGGUUGACGAGAAUGUUGUAUCACGUUUACAUCUGACACUGAUUCUAUAACAACAGCGACUGAAAAAUAACAGGGUUUAUCAUGUUCAUUGUUGUCUUGUAUUUAAAACAUAUGUAUUCAUCAUAAUCACCUACCUGAAGAUUUCAUGAUAUUAAUAAUAUCGUGAAUAGUGUUACUAAGAUGGACAAUUGCGUAUAAAAAUGACAAUCGUAUUCGGAUCUGCGUGUACAAUAUACAAUUAAACGCACAUAUAUGUUGUAGUACACAGAUAUUAAGCAAUCAACUUCUUUUUAUAUUACUUUCUUCAACUGUGUUCACAAUACUUACAAUUUCGUCAUCGUUAUUGUUUGAAUAAUUUUGAUCUCUAUUCGAAGCAACUGAUUGCUAUUCUUAAAAAUUUUAGCCAAAAACCCAUACACACAGGAUCGUUUAAAACAUAAAUGUUUGUGCCUUGAAUAGACAUUCGGUCUUCCUGAUUGUCUUUUCUCCCCAAAAGUGAAUUCAAUUAUUCCCUUUCUUUUUUUGGCUCGUUAGUUGUCUACUCAUCGCAAAGAAGACACGUGUAUCGUAAAUAAAUCUGAGAAGUUACUUUUUUUGUAUUUUGAAGUAUAUAAACUGUUAUUAUUCGUGUUUACUAUUAUUAUCAUAAGCCCAUGACCCAAUUUUCCUAUCAGACUUCACAAAAUUAAAUUAAUUUUUCAGUGCUUUCAUGUUUGAGAAAGUAAAUGUACUGAAAGGUUUGUUUACUUAUUUGUUUGUUUUUCCUGACUGGUUGGUUACACACUUAUUAUUCAUGCGGAUGAAUUAUAAAUAAUACACGGACGAUGGAGUUUGGUUGUAUAAUAGACAAAAGGGGAGAACAUACGUAGAAUUUCCAGAGAUUCCAAGUAAGUUCCUAGUGAAGUCACGCGAAAUCGGCGAAAAAAAAGUUGACCGAUCGAUUUCUAGGGAAAUAUCUAAGAAAACAACACCUUUUCUUAAACCUGAUUGUCAGAUUUUAAUAUUAACUUCAGUGUCUUUCCUCGAAUGUUCUCGGACCUCAAAAUCACCUGUGACCCUAUAGGUACCCGACGAUGAAAUCAUAAACAUCGAUAAAGCUGAAAUUGCUACAAAAAUAUGCCCUCGACUAAUACUUGGCACGAAAGUCAAGAUGGUGGAGUCCGGCAUAGUUGUCCCCAAAUGCUCUGGUACGGCUGAGGGUGGGGAGUCAGCUCUCACUCUCGAAAUAUUCGGCACAUUAACCGGGUUGGUGGAUACGGAGAAUCUAGCUAGGGGAGUGAGAAAACCCUAGUUCCAAACCAAUAGUGCACAUGGGCCUCAGGAUCCUGAAGGAACAAAUGGCGUGUGAACCAAUUAUUGGUCACCAGCUACUGCAUCCCCUUAAGUUGCUUGUUGACUAGACUCUUAGAUCAAAGGCUCCGAAUGUGGCCCCUAAGAAAACCACCCGUUUUGGGCACCCAGGCAGUAUCUCAGACCUCACAUAAAUCGAAUAUGUGGCAUGCUGUACAUAUCCAAAAAUGGUUAAGACAAUUGUAACUAUAUAUUGAAUCACCUGAUAGGAAAUCGCCAUCUAGGUAGCUAGUAAAAUAACCAAAAAAUAAAAGGAAUAAGAAAUCUCACAUAUAAAUUCGCCGAUAUCAAUUGAAAUGGAAUGUUUGCAGCUGUGAAAAAGCAACACCACAGAAAUGAUCACAUUUUAGAUCUAAGAAAAAUUCUCUGUAGAAGAUUUCGUUAAAACAUAAAACAGAUAACCUAAACAGCUCAAUGAAAAACGUGUUACACUGAACACGAAUGGGACGUUAAGCCAACAGCAACUCCAAAAACAUGUAAAAUUAUAAUAAUAUACAUAAAUACUUGUACAAAAGAUGCAAAAAGAAAUUACCUGCUAAAAAGAAGCCAUAAUCAAUCAUAUGGUCUACAGUGACCAGACUGAAAGGAAACCCAAAGGCACAAAGAGCGAAAAUGGGUAUUAUUAUAAUGCGACAAUGCAAGAUCCCGAAGUAUAAGGGGAACACCAAUCCAAUCACACUUGAUGGAGAAACUCUGGAAGAGGCGGAAACUUCCUCGAACCUGGUCAGCAUAAUCGAUGAACAUGGGAGAGGCAAGGGUUGGCAAGAUAAGGGCAGCAUUCAUACAGUUGAAGAACAUACGAAACCCAAAAACAACAUCAAAAUCAGAAUCUUUAAUACGAACGUCUAAAUAGUUGUACUGUAUGGAGCUGAAACCACAACCAUCAAAAAAAUGUACAAGUAUUUAUAAACAGAUGUCUACGCAGGUUACUCAAUAUGCGAUUGCCAGAUACCAUCAAUAACAGCCUAUUGUGGAAGAGAACAAAUCAGCUUCAAGUUCAAGAGGAAAUUACGAGACAAGUUGGAAGUGGAUAAAACAUACAUUGCGGAAAUAAUCAAACCGCAUCACGAAGCAAGCGCUAACUUGGGAUCCUGAAGGGAAACGGAAAAGGGAGAUGCCAAGGAACAUAAUAUGUCGGGAACUCGAAGAAAUCAAAAAAAUGAAUAGCAACUGGAAAGGAUUGUCCAGGACAGAGUUGGUUGAAGACUGCUGGUGGGCGACCUUUGGUCAUCCGUGAGGGGUAACAGGCGUAAUUAAGUAAUGUGACAAUGAAGUUUCUCAGACAUGUAGUUGUCAAUAACUCAUUAUGUUUGCUUAACUAAUACUACAUUUCAUAUUAUAGUAACCAUUAUAUCAAAUUCUUGAUAACAAAAAAGCAAAAUUGUUAACAUUAUUUUAAUUGAUAAGAAUAUCAAAACACCACAAGACAAGAAAAGGUGGAACCAAAAUAAAGAACUAAAUAUUAUUUGUACUGACUGAGAAGAUCUACAGAUAACUCAGAGUUUUGCUGUUCAUAGAUGUUAGUUCUUUCCUGUAAAAACAACACUGAUUUAUAUUUUGCACAACGACCUACGCUGUCAAUAGAUUGAUUCUGUUCAAUUCCAGUUUGCUAAUUUCAUUACAUCCCAUGGUCAUGUAUUAUUAUUACUACAUAUAUCGAGUUGUUUUACUUCAAAUUUGUCUUCCUGAAUAUCAUGCUUCUCGUGAACUGGCCAACUCCCAUUUUCUAUCGUGUUGAGAAUUAUUGUUGAAGUAUAGUGUACUAAGAUUUGGUGAGCAAGGACUUGACUGAUCAAAUUGCAAGUGAUAUACGAAACUAAUUAUUUUCAAUCAUCUUAAGGUGUAAUUAUAUAAAUUAGUAAGUCGUUUGUAUCUAUUGCUUAUAGAGGAUUGAAAUUAUAAUUUUGUCAAUAUGUGUUCACAUGAUUAGUUAAUGUCAACUACUAUUCAGUUUAAUGUGUACAUAUCUGACUGUCAAUCAAUGUAAAUCUCAUAAAAGCUAAUGUAUUCACAUAUUCAUUUUGAUUUAUUUUGGGUGUCAAAUAAAUCAUUAUCUAC